AUGUCCAAGCGGUCGCGGGACGCCUCUGAGCCCAACCAGCAGCAGGACUCUGCAGGCUCACAACCUCCGAGCGCCAAACGCCAGGCGACGCGCCGGCCGAAGAGCAGCCAGGCCUGCGCGAGCUGCAGGAAACACAAGACGCGAUGCGAGCUGCUGGACUCGACGAGCUACAUCGCCCGCUGCCAUCGCUGCGAGGUCCUCUCCAUCCCGUGCUCGUUCGAGACCGACGCCCCGCGCUCGAUCGUAUUCAACGACCCCCAGCCGCUGUCCAAGAUCCGCCAAAACACGGCCAAAGUUCUCCUUGCCACCUCCAAGGCGCACCGCCCAGACGUCACGGGGAUCGAGAACGGCAGCUCGGCCAGCGACGACGACGAGUCCCCCUGGGACUUUCUGACCAUACCCGGCCUCACAGACUGGACGGCCACGCCCAUCCUCGGCAUGCGCAUCCUCUCCCGCCAGGCCUGUCCCGACUCGUUUCCAAAAUACUCCGGCACCGCCUCAUGUCUCGCAGACGUCCUAUCAAACGAGCAGAAGCAUUGGCUCCUCACCUUCUUUGAGAAGCACUACGAGCCUUGGCUGUCGCUGCCCGCUCACGCCCUCGUCGACGACGAAAUCCUCGACCUCGUCCGAUGUACGAUUGCCAGUCGGCAUCUCGAACCACUGGCUCGCGCCCAGGUCUUUCCCCCUAUGCGCCACCUCGUCGAGCAGGUCAUCAUGCAGCACGUCUUCAACCCGACGCCCACCAUGGCCGUCGUCCAGGCCUUCGCCAUCCUGAGUCUGUGGUCUCCUUUCGACAAUCUCCCGCCCUCGUCGGCCGGCAGUCACGAUAGUAGGCUCAUCGCCGCUUCUGCCGUGUCCAUGGGGCGUACGCUCGGGUUGCACGAGUCGGAGGAUCGUGCACUGGCCCUACAGCAGCGCCUCGUCAAGGGCGGUCAGCUCACCGUACAAGAAGCAAACGACUAUCCGCAGCUCAUGAACAACUGUAACGUCUGGAUGCUCCUCCGCGUGGUCGAAUCGAAGGCCUGCAUAGGGACUGGUCGCCCGCUGACCGCAGCGCUUGCCGAAGAUAUCGACAUGAAGCGCUUCGGAACGCUCUCGGACACUCUCGAGAACGUCCGCCGCACCCGCAUGCUCGUCAUGAACCGUAUCUUCCAACUCGCCGACAAAGGUCUACGGUUUGAGAUGCCCGACAAUCCCGACGAAUAUGACGCGUUCUAUGAUGACCUGACGGAACUCUCCAUGCGUUUUGAGAUUCUCGAGCGCAUCUUCAUCGGGCUACCCGUCGCUUCGGACUUUGAUACAUUCUGGCUGCAAAUAUUCAAAGUCUUUUUCUACAAUUGCCGCCUCGUCGUCCUCGUGCACAUCAUUCGCCUCUUGCGCACGCACGUACCCAAAGCCACCUGCUCCAACGGCUUCUUGCAAGCCAAGUUUCGCCGCACAGGCGCCAUGCAUGCGAUCAAAUGCGCCCGCGUGUGCCUCAUUGUAUCAGAUGGGACGCUCGCGACACUCCUGUCGGUGCAGGAUAAAGACCUGCUUGCCACGGCCCCAGACGCCUUCUUCAGUAUGGUCGCCUUUGCAGCUGCAUUCCUGGUCAUGUCCAAGGUCAUGAUGCUGAAAUCGCAAAACCAACGGCGCAUCCCCGGGUGUACGGACCAGUUACUCGACCGGUCUAUCGCGGUUCUCAACCACGUCGCAACUGGCCCUGACCACCCUGCCGCGCGAUGUGCGAGAGUGAUGCAAGACUUCCUUGAAGCGUGGAAUAAGCGUCUAGCGCAGUAUGACGCCGACGUCGCGGCGUCUAGUGCGCAAUCGGGUACGGGAGAGCUCCAGCUGCCGCGCGAUGGGAUGGGGACUUCGAGUGGCAGUACGCCCGGCACCGACGCGACGAUGCCGACACCUGUAGAAAUGGCGGGUACCUUUCCAGGGCCGUCAUCAGACGCUCUCGGUGGCGGGAGCAGUUUGAACGACUUCAACUUCGGCUUCGAGAACGCGUUCGGCCUGGGAGGGCACGACGCGAUGCUCGGCGACGCGUUCUGGCAAAGUAUCAACGAACUUCCGCAGGUUCCGCUGCCGAACUACACGUACAAUUUCCCGCCUGGACCAGCACAGCCUUCUGGCCAUCAUCAUCAACCAGGACCGCGAUAG
This is a messenger RNA of Peniophora sp. CBMAI 1063, 2145 nucleotides long. The record is from the annotation of a GenBank genome assembly. NCBI's taxonomy places the organism in Eukaryota, Fungi, Basidiomycota, Agaricomycetes, Russulales, Peniophoraceae.